AUGUCAGUCCUUGAACACACGAUAAGCUCCAAGUCAGGAGAUGUUGAACACUCAAUUUCGCUCGGGGAUGCCCAUACAAUUGAACCACAAGAAGCACUGAGCGAUCAUAUUCGGACCACUUUUGACCGACGUCUGAUGCCAGUCAUGUGCGGUCUCUACAUUCUGUCCUUCCUCGACCGUGGCAAUAUCGGCAAUGCGAAAGCAGCGGGGACUCAAAAGGACCUAGGCUUGACCGAUUCGCAAUGGUCCUGGGUUCUGAACGCGUUUUACAUCUGCUAUGUCUGCUUUGAAUGGACGACCAUCAUGUGGAAGAUCCUUCCUGCUCACAUAUAUGUUAGCGUCUUAUGUGUUCUUUGGGGAGCUGCUGCAAUGUGCUCUGGUGCCGCACAGAAUAUGGCCGGGCUUGUUGUCUGCCGCGCGUUCUUAGGCGUCUUUGAAGCAGCAUUUGGAGCGGGCGCCCCAUACUUUCUGUCUAUGUUCUACCGCCGACGAGAGCUGGGGUUUCGCGUUUCCCUGCUACUGGGCAUGUCUCCCCUUGCUAACUGCUUUGCUUCCGCCCUAGCCUAUGGCAUCAAGCAUAUCCGUGGAUCGAUGGAGCCAUGGCGAUAUCUGUUUAUCAUCGAGGGCGCUCCAACUGUGGCAUAUUCAGUUAUCGCUUAUCACUUCUUGCCCGACUCGCCCGAUACGGCCAAGUAUCUAACUGAGGCCGAACGGACACAUGCUAUUGAGAGGCUACAUAUGCGAGACCGGACCAAGAAGAGCGGCAUCAAAUGGUCGCAGGUAUUUGACGGCUUAUCAGACUACCAGAACUAUGUCCACACCGCCAUCCACUUCUGCUGCAACUUUUCGUACGCAGCCCUAUCUAAUUUUUUACCUACCAUCCUUCGAGAGAUGGGCUACUCUUCGGUUAACGCACAAGGGCUCACCGCUCCCGUCUACUUUGUUGCCUUCUUGUGUUGUAUCGCGAGCGCUGUUGUCGGGUAUCUGCUUCUCACCCUGGUCCGCGACGGGUCUCAAACAGGGGUUCGGUACGCUGGAAUCUGGUUUGCCGCGUGCGGCAUCUUCCCGUCGCUAGCUCUCAACAUCACCUGGCUUCUCAACAACCAAGGAGGUGACUCGAAAAAGGGGGCCGGGCUAGCCAUGCUGGCCACCUUGGGCCAGUGCUCGUCUUUUGUGAGCAGCACCGUGUUUCCAGACCGCGAUGCUCCGUUCUACACCAAAGGAUGCGCCAUCGGCUGUGCAUUUACUGGGAUGAUUGUUAUUCUGGCAAUGAGCCUUCACUUCGCCCUGGAGAGGGAGAACAAGUGGAGGGACAGGGAGCUCGGACCGGCAGAUUUCAAUGAGACGCUGGAUGUCACCGAAAUGGGUGAUAAGCACAGGCAUUUCCGGUAUCUGACCUAA
Ilyonectria robusta is the source of this 1401-nucleotide messenger RNA. Its product is annotated as major facilitator superfamily domain-containing protein. The coding region runs from base 1 to 1401 and encodes 466 amino acids. The record is from RefSeq and is a predicted model, not a curated record. The transcript is spliced from 6 exons. Gene Ontology annotation, cellular component: membrane. Gene Ontology annotation, biological process: transmembrane transport. NCBI's taxonomy places the organism in Eukaryota, Fungi, Ascomycota, Sordariomycetes, Hypocreales, Nectriaceae. Gene Ontology annotation, molecular function: transmembrane transporter activity.